AUGUUCAAAUUGCAAAACAACAAACCCAGCAUCAAAAUGUAUCUUACAAACUCCCUUCCGAUUUUUGCCAUCCUUGGAUGUCAAAUUGCCGUGAAGGCUCAAAAGAGCUACAAUGAGCUCCUCCGAACUCCCAGCAACUUCGCAACUAUGUCAGAAGCUGUCUAUUCCUGCGAGUUCACAAACCUUUGGUCCGAAGCGAGGCACCCCAACUUAUAUCCAGGAAACGCCCACUGGAGCCCUCCAGUCUUGGGUGCUCAUUCCAAUGGAUACUCCAUGUGGGCUUCUGGGGCUCUUGCCAGUCCAGGCGUAGAAUCUGUGGCAGAGAGGGGUGCCGUGGGAACAUUGCUUGACGAGUUUGUGGCUGCCAAUGAUUUGACAGGUGAUAUUGUCACUGGCGAUGUGACAUUCAAUAACGUAGUCAAUGACCAAGUCCUAGACAACAUUGUCGUUUCUCAUGAGCAUCCCUACCUUUCCAGCAUUUCAAUGAUUGCUCCAAGCCCUGAUUGGUUCACUGGCUUUUAUGAUUAUGAUCCACGCAGCAGCAAUGGCAAUUCCUGGGCGCGAGAUUUCAUUCUUCUUACCUACCCAUGGGACGCUGGAACCGAACAAGGAACUGGAUAUAGUCUGGGGAACGCUGCUGAGUCCCCUCACAAGCCUAUUUCCCAGUUCACAACUGAAACAGUGCCAGCAAAUGGAAUCUUCCUCAACAGCACAGGUGAUGAAGUGCUUCCAAUUGCCUCAUGGUGUUGUUCUUUGGUUACGGACGUGAUGAUACCCCCAGGACCCCGUGUUGGUGGACCAAACCCAGAAACCAUGGGCUUUCCCUGA
This is a messenger RNA of Seminavis robusta, 828 nucleotides long. Lineage: Eukaryota; Bacillariophyta; Bacillariophyceae; Naviculales; Naviculaceae. The record is from the annotation of a GenBank genome assembly.